UUUCUGGGAGGGCGGGGGCCGGAUCCUGCCCCUUCGCCGCCGCCUCCUCCUCGCCUCUCCCCGCCGCCCUCGCCAUGUCCGCCUUGGAGAAGCAGCUGCAGCUGGGCCGCCUGCCCCCUCGCCCGCCGGGACCCGCCGGGGGAAGCGGCCAGGCCCUCCCCAAGAUGCGCAUGGGGCCUGGAAGGAAGCGCGAUUAUUCUGCUGUCCCGUGGAGCCAGUACUUCGAGUCCAUGGAGGAUGUUGUGGUUGAGAGCGACUCUGGCAAGGAUACUUUUCGAAUUUACAAGAGUGGGUCCGAGGGUCCCGUCUUGCUCCUUUUACAUGGUGGAGGCCAUUCCGCCCUCUCCUGGGCCGUGUUUACCUCUGCCAUCAUCAGCCGUGUCCAGUGCCGGAUCGUGGCUUUGGAUCUGAGAGGACAUGGUGAGACGAAAGUUAGGAACCCAGAAGAUCUCUCCGCGGAGACGAUGUCCAAGGACGUUGGAAACGUGGUGGAAGCCAUGUACGGGGACCUCGCCCCGCCCAUCAUGCUGAUUGGCCACAGCAUGGGCGGGGCUAUUGCCGUGCACACGGCAGCGUCCAACCUGGUGCCCAGUUUGCUGGGCCUCUGCAUGAUUGACGUUGUGGAAGGCACAGCCAUGGAUGCCCUCAACAGCAUGCAGAAUUUCCUUCGGAGUCGCCCGAAUACAUUCAAAUCUCUGGAGAAUGCCAUCGAAUGGAGCGUAAAGAGCGGGCAGAUACGGAAUCUUGAAUCUGCCAGGGUUUCUAUGGUUGGCCAAGUCAAACAGUGCGAGGCUGCCGCCAGCCCCGGGCGUCCCAAAACCAUCGUGGAGGGGAUCAUAGAGGAGGAGGAAGAGGAGGAGGAGGAAGAGGAAAACGGAGAAUCUGUGAACAAAAGGAAGAAGGAUGAUGACACAGAGACCAAGAAGGAUGUGGCCUACACAUGGCGGAUCGAGCUGGCGAAAACGGAGACGUACUGGGAUGGCUGGUUCCGGGGCCUCUCGAACCUCUUCCUCAACUGCUCUGUUCCCAAGCUGCUGCUUUUGGCCGGUGUCGACAGACUGGAUAAAGAUCUAACCAUCGGCCAGAUGCAAGGGAAAUUCCAGAUGCAAGUCCUUCCGCAGUGCGGCCACGCAGUCCACGAAGACGCUCCGGACAAGGUUGCCGAAGCCGUCGCGACGUUCCUGAUCCGUCACAGGUUUACAGAGCCCAUCGGUGGAUUCCAAUGUGUUUUUCCUGCUUGUUAAUGCCCCGACGGUCUUCCCGGCACUGACUCCCCUUGUAAAUAAACCUGCACCAGAGGGC
Molecule: messenger RNA, 1302 nt
Organism: Lacerta agilis (Sand lizard)
Lineage: Eukaryota; Metazoa; Chordata; Lepidosauria; Squamata; Lacertidae
Gene: PPME1
Product: protein phosphatase methylesterase 1
Exons: 14
Coding region: 75-1244 (389 amino acids)
Biological process (GO): protein demethylation
Molecular function (GO): protein methylesterase activity
Source: RefSeq, a predicted model, not a curated record